AUGGAGAGCAUUUUAACGGUAUAGAGCAGGUGGGGUUUUUGUUCUCGUCGUGUAACGGGACACAGGACGCGGGGGUGAGCCGCAUAUCGCGUGCUUGCGUGCGUCAGAGAGGACGUGGUAGGACAGCUGGAGCGCGCGCGCCCGCCCGCCCGAAGAGCAAUAACAGCAUUUUCAGCGACAUCGCUCGAUUUACGCCAUGCAAAUAGCACGAGAAAAUGAAACGGGACUGGCACUAUAGAGAAUGUAAGACAGUUGUCGUGUAUCUGAUCUCCUAAUGCUUCCUCUAAUUUAUGAAUAACAAGAUUUGGGACGUUGCUUCACAGUCGCCAGAUCUCAGGGAAUAGUUAAAUCUUAACCACCAAAUACCCCGACAAACCCAAGCAGCAUGCCAGAGCAGAGUAACGAUUACCGGGUGGUGGUGUUUGGAGCAGGGGGAGUGGGCAAGAGCUCCCUGGUUCUGCGCUUCGUUAAAGGCACCUUCAGGGACACCUACAUCCCGACAGUGGAGGACACGUACCGGCAGGUCAUCAGCUGCGACAAGAGCGUAUGCACUCUGGAGAUCACCGACACCACUGGCAGCCACCAGUUCCCUGCUAUGCAGCGUCUGUCCAUCUCCAAGGGCCAUGCCUUCAUCCUGGUCUACUCCAUCACCAGCAGGCAGUCGCUGGAGGAGCUGAAGCCCAUCUACCAGCAAGUGCUGGCCAUCAAAGGUAACGUGGAGAACAUCCCCAUCAUGCUUGUUGGCAACAAGAGCGACGAGACCCAGCGCGAAGUGGAGACCAAGGAGGGCGAAGCUCAGGCAAACAUCUGGAAAUGUGCGUUCAUGGAAACAUCAGCCAAGACCAACACCAACGUGAAGGAGCUUUUUCAGGAGCUCCUGAAUCUGGAUAAGAAGCGUGAUAUGAGUCUGAACAUGCGCUCCAGCAAGCAGAGACGUGCAGACAAGCUGAAGGCCAAGUGCAGCGUGAUGUAGGAGGCUGGAUCCACUGUCGCAUCUCUCAACGUGUAACUGACUCCUCGAAAAUGUACAUAAGUCCCUCAACCUUAAAGGAACAGUGCGCACAAAAAAAAUGAAACUUCUGUCAUCGUUCACUUAUUGUCCUGUUAUUUUAACCCACAUGACUUUAUUAUUUCCAGGGAACACAAAGAGAAAUUGUAAUACACUGUAAUGCACUGGCCGCACUUGUCCAUGCAACCAAAAAACUUAAAAAAGGUGUGUUCUAAGUCUUAUGAGGGAGGUCAUAUGUGACCCUGGACCACAAAACCAGUCUUAAGUCGUUGGGGUAUAUUUUUAGCAAUAGCCAAAAAAAAAACAUUGUAUGGGUCAAAAUUAUCGAUUUUUCUUUUCCUACCAUAAAUAUAUACAAAUUAGAGCUUAGAUUCUCUGCCCGAGCCCGAGCCCGGACUCGACCCGACCCGACCCGCGGGC
Messenger RNA from Cyprinus carpio (common carp), 1429 nucleotides. RefSeq names its product DIRAS family GTPase 1a. NCBI's taxonomy places the organism in Eukaryota, Metazoa, Chordata, Actinopteri, Cypriniformes, Cyprinidae. Gene Ontology annotation, molecular function: GTPase activity; GDP binding; GTP binding. The record is from RefSeq and is a predicted model, not a curated record. Gene Ontology annotation, cellular component: plasma membrane. Gene Ontology annotation, biological process: signal transduction.